GACGACGGUGAUGGUUCGACUUAUUUCGGAGGUCGGAGCAUCCGAUUCCCAUCUCUCCCUCUCAUCGACGUUUGGAAGAAGAAAAAAUGGGGAUGAGAUCUCGCAUGGAGGCGAUCAUCUCUUCGAUCGUCCUCGUCCAUCCCCACGAGAUCUCGGCUCUGAUCCACUCCGCCUCCUGCUUCUUCUUCAUCUUGAGCGCCUACUUUGUCAUCCUUCCGCUUCGGGACGAAGGGGCGAUAUCUUUGGGACUGAACAAUCUUCCCGGUCUCUUUGUGGGUUCUCUUCUCCUGACGCUCGUCGCUGCUCCGCUGUCAACCUUAAUCUUUUCGCUCCCCAAUCUCUCUAAAGCUAGGGCUUUGGUUUUGAUACACAGAUUUUUUAGUGUAUCCCUUCUUGUAUUCUUCAUUCUUUGGCAUGCCUCAUCGUCUUCACAACUACGUUCUGUCUCCAAGGUCUCUGAUCCUCAUUCACCCUCAUCUGAAAAUGGAAAAGAAAACAUCAGCUCAGAUAGUCCUAGCAAUUCUGCGGGAUGGGGUAACCAUGGUUGGUUUUAUAUUGUGGUCCGAAUAAGCUUGUUUCUAUGGGUUGCAUUGCUUAAUCUUGUUACAAUUUCAUCAACUUGGGCACGAAUAAUUGAUGUCAUGGACAGUGAGUCAGGCUCAAGAUUGUUUGGCUUCAUUGGUGCUGGUGCUACACUUGGUCAGCUCUUUGGCUCAUUGUUUGCGGCAAGCAUGGCUUGGCUAGGAUCAUUUCUGCUCCUGUUUUCUGCUCUCUUAAUGGAGCUUGCUGCACAGUCAUCUAAAGGAAUCAGCCAUGAUGCACACCAUGAUCCUGUGGAGUUAUCCACCACCGGUAGAGAAGAUAUUCAAGAUCAACAUACUGAUUCCAAAGAAGAGAUGUCUGCCCUUGUAGAGUCUUCUCCAAAAUCACCUGCUCAUUCAGUGAAACCUCAGCUUUUUGUCGUGUUGGAAGGGCUUUGGCUGAUAAUUUCAUCAACUUAUCUCCUCUAUCUGUCUUUAUUUCUGUGGCUGAGUGCAGUUGUGUCUUCCUUCUUCUAUUUUCAGAAGGUAACAAUAAUUGCCACGACUGUCACAAGCCCUCUUGCUAGAAGAAGAUCUUUUGCACUUAUAAACAGCUUCAUUGCUGUUUUUAUUCUUGCUGGACAACUUACUUUAACGGGUCGCAUUCUUACUGUUGCUGGUGUUACUGUUGCUAUUUGCUCAGCACCAUUCGUCGCAAUUUCAAAUAUGGUUGCUCUGGCUGUAUGGCCAACAUGGAUUGCAGUCACUGUCUCUGAGACUAUUAGAAAGGUAACCACAUAUGUUGUAACAAGACCAGGAAGGGAACUGUUAUUCACUGUUGUCUCACAGGAUGAAAAGUACAAAGCCAAGGUAUGCAUAGAUGUUAUAGUUCAAAGACUCGGUGAUGCAACUGCAGCUGGAAUAUACAAGUUGCUCUUUGGCAACCUUAACAACCAUACAUCUGCAGUAUCUCUCUAUGCACUGCCACUAUGUAUCUUGUGGUUAGCCACAGCAUUUCAUCUGGGACAGCGCCAAACAAAACUUGCUAAGCUACAGGCUGUUUCUACACCUUAAAUUUCUUUAGAAAGGCCAAACAGACCACUUGGCAUAGUGAAAAAUGACAUACACUGCUUAGAUGAAGGAAGACAAACAGCUAGGAGCAGGAAUACUAGAAAAUUGAUGUUGAUUUGUGCGCCAGCAAGUCACUUGUUAUAUACUAUUGAAGUUUCUUCUGCCAUUGUAUAUUUCACACAUGAUCCAAGGACUUCAUACAUGAUCCAAGGCUGCUCUUUCCACAAUCCAUCAACUAGGUCCACCUUUGUCGGGCAAUUGUGUUGGUUGGCAUCAAUUGAGCUUUUCCUGUAAGUACCUCUGGUUUGUUUGCAUGUGCGGAUAUCCAGAGGGUAAAUGAUCUUGACCUCUCCGUAAAUGAAUUCUUUGUUAUGUGACCAUCAGGUAUUUCUUUUGCCUGUUUUAGAAUUAAAAUAUUAGGUCUGGAUCGGAGAUAUUGUACCAAAUGAUGCAACUGGAUUCUCAAUGGCUUAGUUUGUAUUGUCAAAUAUGAUAUGUUAUUAUCCUCACAGGCCGUGAUAAUUAAGUGGGCAGUUCAAUUUGAGAGGCAAGAUGUAUGCUUAUGUAUCUGACUAUGGCUUAUAUAUCUGACCAUCAUGUUUUAGGGUGACAUGAUGUUAAUAUUUUAAA
Messenger RNA from Elaeis guineensis (African oil palm), 2222 nucleotides. RefSeq lists its product as uncharacterized. Gene Ontology annotation, molecular function: ATP:ADP antiporter activity. Lineage: Eukaryota; Viridiplantae; Streptophyta; Magnoliopsida; Arecales; Arecaceae. Gene Ontology annotation, cellular component: membrane. The record is from RefSeq and is a predicted model, not a curated record. Gene Ontology annotation, biological process: nucleotide transport.